Molecule: messenger RNA, 2300 nt
Organism: Phoenix dactylifera (date palm)
Lineage: Eukaryota; Viridiplantae; Streptophyta; Magnoliopsida; Arecales; Arecaceae
Gene: HSP70T-2
Product: heat-shock protein 70T-2
Molecular function (GO): ATP binding; ATP-dependent protein folding chaperone
Source: RefSeq, a predicted model, not a curated record
UGCUUCCCAUCCCACGAAUACUCUCUCCGUCUCUCGGCUCCUCCAGAAGCUCCCAUCCACCUCACCCCAUUCUUUUAUUUCUCUCCUACCCCUCUCGUCAACGAGUGUCGCCAUCCUCACCUUCUUCUCACUUGUUUCCUGAGUUCCCACUUCGCUUCUCCAAGUAUCAAUCAACGUAAGUGAUAAUACUGGUUGCUCAUCAACUUGGUGGCGGGAUUCCACACUUCAUGUUGUUGGGGUUAAUCUUUGGAUGAUAAGAAAGUGAACUCUGGGAUGGCUGAACAAGUCUACACAGUUGCAUCGGAUAGUGAAACCACUGGUGAUGACAAAGUGCAAUUUGCUUUUCCUGAUCUUGCAAUUGGUAUUGAUAUUGGAACUUCAAAGUGUAGUGUUGCGAUAUGGAAUGGUACACAAGUGGAACUGCUUAGGAAUCCCAGAAACCAAAAGCUGAUGCGCUCUUAUGUUUUGUUCAAGGAUGAUAGUCCUUCAGGAGGUGUAAGCGAAGAACUUGCUCAUGGUGAGCAGGAGAUAUUCUCUGGAAGUGCAGUUUUUAAUAUGAAACGCUUUGUUGGAAGAGUGGAUACAGACCCAGUGGUUCAUGCCAGCAAGACUCUUCCUUUUCUGGUUCAGACUUUGGAUAUCGGUGUCAGACCAUUUAUUGCAGCUCUAGUAAAUAAUGUGUGGAGGUCCACCACACCAGAAGAAGUCCUUGCAAUCUUCUUGGUGGAAUUGAAAGCCAUGGCAGAAGUUCAACUGAAGCGUCAAAUCAGACAUGCUGUUCUAACUAUUCCAGUCUCUUUCAGUCGCUUCCAGAAAUCCAGGAUUGAGCGUGCCUGUGCAAUGGCAGGGUUGCAUGUCCUUAGGCUUAUGCCAGAGCCUACUUCUGUAGCACUUCUAUAUGCACAACAGCAGCAGCAAUCUUUACAUGAGAAUAUGGGUAGCGGCACUGAGAAAGUUGCUCUUAUAUUCAAUAUGGGUGCAGGAUAUUGUGAUGUUGCUAUAACUGCUACAGCUGGAGGAGUUUCUCAGAUCAAAGCACUGUUGGGUUGUACUGUAGGUGGAGAGGAUAUCCUUCAAAAUGUCUUGCGUCACCUUCUGCCAAACUUCGACACCUUCUGUGCUAAUCACAGUAUGGACAAGAUCAAAGCAAUGGGAUUACUGCGUAUUGCAACCCAAGAUGCAAUUCACAAACUCUCCUCCCAGCCCAGUGUGAACAUCGAUGUGGAUUUGGGUGAUGGAAAUAAAAUAUGCAAAACCUUGAAUUGCUCAGAGUUUGAGGAAGUGAAUGGCAAUCUGUUCGAGAAAUGUGAGAAACUUAUAAUGCAGUGUCUAGUUGAUGCCAAAUUGACUGCAGAAGACAUAAAUGAUGUCAUACUGGUCGGAGGGUGUUCCAACAUUCCCAAGAUCAGAAGUCUGGUGCUGGGGUUGUGCAAAAGAGAGAAUUUAUAUGAGGGUAUAGACCCACUGGAGGCUGCAGUCUGUGGUGCUGCACUAGAAGGAGCUGUUGCUUCAGGAAUUAGUGAUCCUUCAGGGAGCUUGGAUUUGCUAACCAUACAGGCAACCCCUCUGAACCUUGGCAUCCGUGCGGAUGGAGAUGGCUUUGCAACAAUCAUAAACCGGAACACAGCGAUUCCUGCAAGAAAGGACAUGCUGUUUACGACAGCGCAUGACAACCAGACGGAGGCCCUAAUUGCUGUUUAUGAGGGAGAAGGGAAGCAGGUGGAAGACUGCCAACUCUUGGGUUACUUCAAGAUCACUGGGAUUCCCCCAGCACCAAAAGGGGCUGCUGAGAUUAGUGUUUGCAUGGAUAUCGAUGCUUCGGAUGUGCUUAGAGUGUUGGCUGGUGUUAUUCUGCCAGGUACCCAGAGUACUGUUUCACCUUUCAUUGAAGUGAGAAUGCCAACACUGGGUGAUGGUCAUGGCUGGUGUGCACAGGCUCUUGCUAAAAUGUAUGGUUCUACUCUCGACCUAGCUACCAUUCCAAAGAAGUUGCAGUAGUGAGUAAUAUAAUGGCAAUAUGUUGUCUCCACUUUUUACUUCCUUACAAAAACGUGUGUUCGCUUCAUGGUUGGUUUAUGAUGAGACUUUUAGACCUGUUCUUGUUGUCUAAUUGUCCCUGUGGCUUAUAGCAUCUCAGUUCAAUCUGUUAUCACCACACUGAAUAUUGUUCACCUAUCAGUGGAGCUUCCUUUUCCACUAGCAAUUUUCAGAUUUUUCUUAAUUGGACUUGGUGGGUUGUAUUAAUGUCUAAUUGCAUGAAGCAAUGUUAUUCUCCCUGUCCAGUGUUUUUCUUCUGGUGG